Molecule: messenger RNA, 1008 nt
Organism: Closterium sp. Yama58-4
Lineage: Eukaryota; Viridiplantae; Streptophyta; Zygnematophyceae; Desmidiales; Closteriaceae
Source: the annotation of a GenBank genome assembly
AUGGCUAGGGAGGAGGCGGUGACUGACGUGUUGACGGACUCAUUUGGGCGGCAGCACAGCUACCUGCGCAUCUCGCUGACGGAAAAGUGCAACCUGCGGUGCUCCUACUGCAUGCCUGCUGAAGGGGUGGAGCUCACGGCGAAAGAGCACCUGCUGUCAACGGACGAGGUCAUUCGCCUGGCGUCGGUGUUUGUGUCGCAAGGCGUGAGUAAGAUCAGGCUGACAGGCGGCGAACCCACAGUGCGGCGAGACAUUGUUGACAUCUGCCAGUCGCUGUCUGCUUUGCCAGGUCUCCACACACUAGCGCUCACCUCCAACGGCAUUCUCCUGCCGGCCAAGCUGCCAGCGCUGAAGGACGCCGGGCUCACCCACCUGAACGUCAGCCUAGACACCCUCGUGGAGCCCAGGUUCGAGCUGCUCACCCGCCGAAAGGGCCAUGCGCGCGUGCUCAGAGCUAUUGAGAUGGCUCUUGAGCUUGGAUUCAAGCCGCUCAAGCUCAACUGUGUGGUGAUGCGCGGGGUAAACGACGACGAGAUUCUCGACUUUGUGGCUCUCACCAGGGACCGCCCGAUCAACGUGCGGUUUAUUGAGUUCAUGCCCUUCGACGGCAAUGUGUGGAAGACUAAGAAGAUGGUGCCUUAUGCUGAAAUCAUGGCCCGCAUUAGGGAACGUCAUCCCGACAUAGCUCGUCUCAGAGACCACCCAUCAGACACGGCGAAGAACUUUCAGGUGCCGGGCUUCGCAGGCAGCGUUUCGGUCAUCUCGUCCAUGACCAGCCACUUCUGCUCGGGCUGUACGCGCCUGCGCUUGUUAGCUGAUGGGAACCUCAAAGUGUGCCUGUUCGGGCCCAACGAGGUGAGUUUGAGGGAUGCGUUGAGGCAGGGAGCAAUGGAGGAGGAGCUGCUCUCUCUAAUCUCUGCUGCAGUGAAGCGGAAAAAGGCUGCUCAUGCAGGCAUGCUAGAGAUCGCCAGAACACACAAUAGACCGAUGAUAACCAUUGGUGGUUAG